UGCCUGCCUCCGUCCUCCGCCGCACGUCUGUUCAUUUUGGGCACAGAAGGUGCACGGACUUGACUGCUUGAACCCUUCAAGCGACGCUCUUCUCUCUUCAUCAUGUUGUUAUUAUAGUUUUGAGCUCGCUUUUUCUUUCUUUCCUGCUGAAGCGUUUGAGUUGACUGGUACCAGGAGGAGGACUCGGUUCCUUUGCCGGAGAAAACCCUUGCAGAGAAAAAAAAUAGAGAAGAAUGCAACAUUGGACUGCUGCUCAAGUGUUAUUUCUGCACUGAUUUCCACGUUAAGGUUAUUUAAACAAAACCUUAAAGCUUUUUGUUCUCCCCAAAUGCACGGCCGCUAGAAAAGGAAGACGAAAAACGCUGCAACGUUACAAGUCGGGGAUCAUCACCAAAGACCCGAGAGCGUCCUCGACUUACAGGGUCUCACCCUAAACCCAGAGGAACCAUGUCAUCUACGAAAUUCAAGAAGGAUAAGGAGAUCAUAGCGGACUACGAGACCCAAGUGAAAGAGAUCCGAAACCAGCUGGUGGAGCAGUUCAAAUGCUUGGAGCAGCAGUCUGAUUCUCGUAUCCAGUUGCUACAAGACCUGCAGGAGUUCUUCCGCCGCAAAGCAGAGAUCGAACUGGAAUAUUCCCGCAGCUUAGAGAAACUGGCAGAGAGGUUCUCCUCCAAGAUCCGCAGCUCCAGAGAACAUCAGCAGUUCAAGAAAGACCAGCACCUGCUGUCCUCAGUAAACUGCUGGUACUUGGUGCUAAACCAGACGAGGCGUGAGAGCCGCGACCAUGCCACCCUCAGCGACAUCUACACCAACAAUGUCAUUGUCCGUUUGGCCCAGAUCAGCGAGGAUGUCAUCCGCCUGUUCAAGAAGAGUAAGGACAUUGGGAUCCAGAUGCACGAGGAGCUGGUGAAAGUGACAAAUGAACUUUACACUGUGAUGAAAACAUACCACAUGUACCACACUGAGAGCAUCAGUGCAGAGAGCAAGCUGAAGGAUGCAGAGAAGCAGGAGGAGAAGCAGUUCAGCAAGUCAGGAGAUCUCAACGUUAACCUCUUGCGCCACGAGGACCGCCAGCCGAGACGCAGCUCCGUCAGGAAAAUUGAGAAGAUGAAAGAGAAGAGGCAAGCCAAGUACUCAGAGAAUAAGCUGAAAUGCACAAAAGCCCGGAAUGACUAUUUGUUGAACCUGGCAGCAACAAAUGCAGUUGUGGCAAAAUAUUACAUCCAUGACGUCUCUGAUAUGAUUGAUUGCUGUGACCUCGGCUACCAUGCUAGCUUGGCACGCACCUUCAGGACCUACUUGUCCGCCGAGUACAACUUGGAGACAUCACGCCACGAGGGACUGGAUAUCAUAGAGAAUGCAGUGGACAACCUGGACUCUCGCAGUGACAAGCACAAGAUCAUGGAUAUGCAUAACCAGGUGUUCUGUCCUCCGAUGCGCUUUGAAUAUCUGCCACACAUGGGAGAUGAGGUGUGCCAGGUGAGUGCCCAGCAGCCUGUCCAGACUGAACUCCUGAUGCGCUACCACCAACUGCAGUCUCGCUUAGCCACGUUAAAGAUUGAGAAUGAGGAGGUGAGAAAGACCUUGGAUGCCACCAUGCAGACGCUGCAGGACAUGCUGACGGUGGAGGACUUUGACGUGUCGGAUGCCUUCCAACAUAGCCGCUCCACUGAAUCCAUUAAGUCUGUGGCCUCCGAGUCCUACAUGAGCAAGCUGAAUGUAGCCAAGAGGAGGGCGAACCAACAGGAGACGGAAAUGUUCUACUUUUCAAAAUUCAAAGAGUACCUGAAUGGCAGUAACCUCAUCAUUAAGCUGCAGGCCAAGCAUGACUUACUGAAGCAGACACUGGGUGAAGGGGAAAGGGCUGAGUGUGGGACUACGAGGCCCCCCACCCUUCCCCCUAAACCACAGAAAAUGCGGAAGCCUAGGCCACGCUCCGUGUAUAACCAUAAGCUGUUUAACGGCAAUAUGGAGACCUUCAUCAAGGAUUCAGGUCAACCAAUUCCACUUGUUGUUGAAAGCUGUAUCCGAUACAUCAAUUUAUAUGGGUUGCAGCAGCAAGGCAUAUUUCGCGUGCCGGGAUCACAGGUGGAGGUCAAUGAUAUUAAAAACUCAUUUGAGAGAGGUGAAGAUCCCUUGAUUGACGACCAGAAUGAGCAUGACAUUAACUCAGUGGCAGGGGUGCUGAAGCUGUACUUCAGAGGCCUGGAGAACCCUCUCUUCCCAAAGGAGCGGUUCCUGGACUUCAUCUCUACCAUCAAACUGGAGUCUGGAGCUGAGCGAGCACAUCACAUCCAGCAGAUCAUUGUGACUCUUCCCCGGACUAUCAUAAUCGUCAUGAGAUACCUGUUUGCUUUCCUCAAUCAUCUCUCCCAGUACAGUGAUGAGAACAUGAUGGAUCCAUACAAUUUGGCUAUCUGCUUUGGUCCAACCCUGAUGCCCAUCCCAGAUGGCCAGGAUCCUGUAGCAUGCCAGGCACAUGUUAACGAGGUCAUCAAGACCAUCAUCAUCCACAAUGAAGUCAUCUUUCCCAGUCAACGAGAGCUGGACGGCCCAGUGUAUGAGAAGUGCAUGACUGGAGGGGAGGAGUACUGUGACAGCCCUCACAGUGAACCAGGAACCAUUGACGAGGCUGACAAUGGAACUGAACCACACACCAGUGAUGAAGAGGUUGAACAGAUUGAGGCCAUUGCCAAGUUUGACUAUGUGGGACGCAGUCCCAGGGAGCUGUCUUUCAAGAAAGGAGCCUCUCUUCUUCUGUACCACAGAGCGUCUGAAGACUGGUGGGAGGGCCGUCAUAAUGGUGUUGAUGGUCUCAUCCCUCAUCAGUACAUUGUAGUACAAGACCUUGAUGAUGCUUUCUCAGAUAACCUCAGCCAGAAAGCAGAUAGUGAAGCAAGCAGUGGACCAUUGCUGGAUGAUAAGGGUUCAUCAAAAAAUGACGUCCCGUCACCAUGUGAACAAUCACCUGAUUACAGCUUUGGAGGAGUCAUGGGGAGGGUAAGGUUACGGUCUGAUGGUGCUGCAAUCCCACGUCACCGGAGCGGCACAGAUACCCACAGUCCAACUAGAGUGGCUGACACUCCUCCACGAGCUGCAGCCUGUCCCAGCAGCCCCCACAAGGUAUCUAUAAGCAAGGGUCGUAUGGAGAGCCCAGAAAAGAGGCGCCUCGGUACCUUUGGCAGUGCAGGUAGCAUCAACUACCCGGACAGGAAGGCCUAUCCUGAGGGCCACCCACUGAGACCAGUGCCAGGAGCCACUCGUCACAGCAGCCUUGGGGACCACAAAUCGCUAGAGACUGAGGCUCUGGCUGAGGACAUAGAGAAGACUAUGACUACAGCGCUCCAUGAGCUACGUGAGCUGGAGCGACAAAAUACUGUUAAGCAGGCUCCUGAUGUGGUCCUGGACACCCUGGAGCCCAUGAAGAACCCUGUUAGCUCCGAGCCCGGCAGUCCACUGCAUACGAUUAUGAUCCGUGAUCCAGAUGCAGCCAUGCGCCGUAGCAGCAGCUCCACCUCUGAGAUGAUGACCACCUUCAAACCUGCUCUCUCUGCCCGGCUGGCAGGGGCUCAGCUACGCCCCCCACCCAUGAGACCAGUGCGCCCUCCUCCAACGCAGCACCGAUCGAGCAGCUCCAGCUCUUCGGGAGUCGGCAGCCCCGCUGUAACUCCGACUGAGAAGAUGUUUCCAAGUAACAAUACAGCUGCCGGUUCUAAUAUGAAUACGUCCGGUGAUUCUGGGGAUAAGUCUGGUACCAUGUAGCAAAGGUGGAAUCUGCUAGGUGAGGAGGUUGUAAAGCUUUCCAAGUGAGGGGAAAGCUUAUGGAAAUGGGUGCCGAUGUGUGGAAAGCAGAUACAGAUAUUUCCCUCUCUGUUUUCUGCCUGACUUAAUUCAAAUAUUCAGGAAGCUCCUGAAGCGAGCCUACAGUACGUUACCAUGGUGAUAAAGCGGUAGAAGAAGCUGUAGAGGUGUGAUAGUGUAGAGCUCAGCCAGCUCUCUUUGAAACUUGAUUUAACUUCAGUAAAUGUGUAUAAGAAUACAUGUAUUUCAGUUUUACCUCAAUUUCAACAAAAAUCUGUGGCCAUGUUCUCGUUUCAGAGAUACAUUGAAUGCAAGUGAAGCAAUACUUGUGUGAAAUUUGGUAUUAGUUUCUACCCAGCACACGCUGUCCAGCUGAUGUUUCUUCUGACGUGUAUGAGACACCUCAUCUGGACUCAUGUAGACAUUCAGGCUAAAAUACCAUGUCUAUUUAUCAUUGAGGUCAUAGGCCUUAUGGCUGUACAUACAAACUUACUUGAAGUUGCCAUGCUUUCUGUUUGUACUAUAAUUCAGUGGAUGUUCAGCAAAGUAACAACAUAGUGACAUUAUAUACUUCUGCAUGCAGGGUUCAGAGAAAAUAAGGGAAACAUUAUAAAGGCUUGCACCAUUAAGAGAAAAUAUAUAAUGAUUCGGAGUUUUCUCAUGUGGUCGUUUCAAGCAUAAAAUACUAGUUUGAAACCUAAUUUUCUAUGAUGAAAAAAUAUCAAGUUUCGGACGUUCAAUUACAUGACAAAGUAAUAAAUUGGGACCUUACUAUGCUAUAUCUUAAAUAUGAUACUCUGCCUGGAGUCAUCCUGUUCACUGCUAAAGAUAAAAGCAUCCUGGCAUGAAGAUGAUUACUAAUCAGAGCUUUUAAAAGGAAGUCACCUUUACCAUCAUGUGCAGUAGGCAGACCUAACGUGGCUGUUUCCAUGUUUUUUUUUUUCUACGUCCUGUACAUGAAAUGCAGAAAACUAACCCAUCAACUAAGGUAGGAAUCCUGUGGUAAACUUGUACAUAAAAUAUAGUUAGUAAUUUUUUUAAGUGUUAAUCUUGUACAGGCUAAUACGAAAAAGGUGAAGGGUUGAUGUGAAUGGCACUUGUAAAGAACAUAAACCACCUUUUUAUCAUCUUCAGUAAACUAAAAACAUAUUCUCUGGCUGUGGAAAAUAUAGUUCAGAUCAUUUACCAUGUACUGUGUGUUUAGAAAGCAUUUGGUAAUUGUACUGGAGAAAAUAUAUUGCUGUUGAACAGACCACAAAGGCUGAAUAAAUGUUUUCUCCAUUAUGUUUUUGACACACUUGCCCACUUUUGCACAGUUCGCAUAACUUGAACUGGUUCCUGUCGAAGGCUGAUUUGGGUGAUUUUUAUUAUUGCAUAAGAAACAUUGAAAAGUACCCUCUGAGAGUUCCUCUUUCAAAUUUAAGAUGCGAUGCCUCACCCUGAGGGACCUGAGAGUAGAUGUUGUGACAUACUGUUAUCAAAGCUGUUUCCUUCCUUCCGACUUUUUCCUUAUCUUUGUUGAUAGAUACAGUUCUGUUCUGACUGUAGUCUAAAAACUAAAUAAGAUCAUUUGAGUGUUUAUAUCUACUGUACCUCUUGUCAUUCUGACACCCCUUGUCCAGAGACCUUCUUAUCCGCAUCCCAAACAGCCUGCUGUGUUCUGCAUGUUUUGCGCUGUAAUGUCUUACUCAUAUUAUGCAGCAGUUAAACAUUGGCUGUAUGUGGUGCCUUGCCUUGGUAAAAAUGCAUAUAAUGCAAAUAAAUUCAGUAUUGGACUUUUUGUUAAAAAACAGGCCUUAACAUGUAAAGGGGUUGGGAAUGAUGAAUCAAAUCGCUCGUAGCAAUUUCUAAAAUAGGAGUGAAAGCGAACUAACAACGGCUGAUUGAGCAAAAGGAAACUUAAAUAUUAGCAUGUUAAACCAGGAACUGAUUCCACUGUCAACUCUGCAGUAAUUCUGUACAUUCAGAAGUGUUACUGAGGUACAUGCUGGAUAGUUGAAAAUAUUUGCUUGUGGGCAAUGUAUUGUUUGCUUUUUUAUUUGUCACAGGCAGAUAUAUGAAUAUCCAAGGUGGGAGGAUGCUUAAGAGCAGAGAGAUCUAACAGCCAGAAAAAGGCCAUACAGCAUUUAAAGUCAUACAGCGCAGUCACAUCCUCUGCUGGUUCCUGCUGGUAUUGCUUCUUGUAAUGAAUCAGUGGAGACCGACACCUCAUGUGGGCAUUAUGAGUGUGAUCUGGAGCUGAUAUUACAAUCGCCUGGUUCACCCAUGUCUUUCAUCUCGUCUGUCCCGGUUCCAGUUUUGCACCUGUUGAAAACUAUGAAGAUAAAAGCAUAUGUUUAUUGAAAUAUGAAGAAAGCACACAAUUUCAAAAGAUGAAACUAUCGUCAUUAUAUUUAACUAGACUGUUUUUUUUUUAUUUAUAGAGUGCAAGUGGAGCAGACAAUUUGAGUGCCUUUUGUGCACAACAUCAGUUUUUAUUGGACUUUUAUAUUUACUUUUUUAACUGUAAUAUGUUGUCUAUUAGUUGUCAUGUUUAUUAUGAACUGAUGUUGGUUUUUUUAUCUUUACUUUCUAUUGCUACUCAGUUGUCAAGCCACCAGGAGUACAUUGUGUAAAGAUAUUCCUCUCUUGAAUUACGCAACAAUUAUCAUGAACUGCUCGUCUGUGUUUUAAAAACUACUGUACACACAAUCUACUGGUAAGGUCCAGUAGAAUCAUCUCAGAAUUUUUCUUUCAUCUUUUUGUUUUCCCUGUGAACUGCUUGUGCUGUGGUUGAGCCGUAACUCCUUCCCUUUCAAAGAAGAAUCAUUGCAGUAUUGUUGGCAACAGCAGGACUGAAAUGGAACCUCUAUAUGGAGAGGUUAUAAGGCACGUGGUGCACUCUCGUUUCCCCUACAUGUGAUGUUACAUGGACAUUUUCUUUCCUGGGAAUGUAUGCUGAAAUGGAUAACACUGUUUGUCUGCUGACCUGAGAAGACAUGACAUUGAUAUUCAAAAGGAAAAUUGCAGUGAGAGAGCAGCCUGAGCGCCUGUCAUGUUGCGGGGACUGGAGUGUGAGUUGCUGUCACACUGUUUACUUUCUCUUUAAUCGUUUGUCUAGUGAUGCUGUUUGUUGAUGAGUGUCUGGUUGGUUGAAGCCCUGUGAUGUAAUGUACACCCUACCACUGACUGGAUGUUGAAAAUCCCCUGAGUCCAAAUAAAACCAUUAUUGCU
Molecule: messenger RNA, 7014 nt
Organism: Toxotes jaculatrix (banded archerfish)
Lineage: Eukaryota; Metazoa; Chordata; Actinopteri; Toxotidae
Gene: srgap3
Product: SLIT-ROBO Rho GTPase activating protein 3
Exons: 22
Coding region: 448-3762 (1104 amino acids)
Biological process (GO): signal transduction; negative regulation of cell migration
Cellular component (GO): cytoplasm
Molecular function (GO): protein binding
Source: RefSeq, a predicted model, not a curated record